GCAGGCAGGAGCUCGCAGGCUACAAGAGCGACCGCCGGGGCAAGUGCUCCGACGAGCUCAAGGAGCAGUUCCCCAUGGCGCGGGAGGCGCUGGAGGCGUUCGGCAUCCCCUGGAAGUCCAAAGCGGGGUACGAGGCCGACGACCUCAUCGCCACCUACGCCCGGGUGGCCUCCCCGAAGUCGGACGUCCGCAUCGUGUCCCACGACAAGGACCUCCUCCAGCUGGUCGAUGACAGGAUCCACGUGAUCAACAGCCGGACAGACGGAACCAGGAUCAUGGACCCCAAGCAUGUCAGGGACCGUUGGGGCGUCGACCCCGAGCAGAUGGGCGACCUGCUCGCGCUGAGCGGCGACAGCUCCGACAGCAUCCCUGGCGUCCCGGGCAUCGGGUACAGGAAGGCCGCCGCGCUGCUGCAGCGGUACCGUGAUCUGAGCGGCGUCCUGCGGAGCGCGCGCGAAGGCAUCAUCCAGGUUCCGGGCAUAGGGCCCAAACUCCAGCAGAAUCUCCGGGACUUCGCCCAGCAGGCGGAAAAGAUGCGGGAGAUCGUCGAGCUCCAGAGGGUGCCAGGGAUGGACGAGGACCAGUGGGAGACCGACUUCGCGCUCGCCAAGAGGAACGUGAAGUGGCUCGACCACGCGACGAACUGGUGCAACCGCCAGGGCAUGAGCUGGCUCCCCGGCCGGGCCGCGGCGGCGGGCCCGGCGGCGAGCCUCGCUCGCUCGCUCGCUGCCUGGAGCCGAGGGGCACCACAGGAUGAGCCUGUGCCGAGUGUCGCGGGAUCCUGUCGACGCCGAUGCUCGUCGGGUAUUCUUGGGUUCCCAAGCCCAAAUCUGCUUCGUGCGCCCUCCUGCUUCAAGAACGGAUCUGCUUGUGCUGUGUUCUGUGAUUCUCUGGGAGGGCCUGACGCAACCUUCUUUCUCCGCCCUCCUGCUUCAUGUAGUUACCCACUUCUUCCGACCGACGUGUACUGAUCAUGGUCCAUACCAACCG
Messenger RNA from Prorocentrum cordatum, 990 nucleotides. Lineage: Eukaryota; Dinophyceae; Prorocentrales; Prorocentraceae. The record is from the annotation of a GenBank genome assembly.